Messenger RNA from Tremella mesenterica DSM 1558, 2647 nucleotides. RefSeq lists its product as uncharacterized. Gene Ontology annotation, molecular function: ATPase binding; proton-transporting ATPase activity, rotational mechanism. The record is from RefSeq and is a predicted model, not a curated record. Gene Ontology annotation, cellular component: fungal-type vacuole membrane; vacuolar proton-transporting V-type ATPase, V0 domain; vacuolar proton-transporting V-type ATPase complex. Gene Ontology annotation, biological process: vacuolar acidification; proton transmembrane transport. The transcript is spliced from 11 exons. The coding region runs from base 77 to 2614 and encodes 845 amino acids. NCBI's taxonomy places the organism in Eukaryota, Fungi, Basidiomycota, Tremellomycetes, Tremellales, Tremellaceae.
GUGACCACCCGUAUCUUUACCUCACAAGGUGUCUGACAUACUCUGCUCUCAGUCCAGAGAGACAGAGUGUCCCAUCAUGUCGUCAAAUUAUCCAUCGCUUUUCCGCUCUGAGGAGAUGUCGCUUGUGCAGCUGUACAUCCCCUCGGAAGUAGCUCAUGACACCAUCUCGGAACUCGCAGAGAUGGGCAACUUCCAAUUCAAGGAUCUCAACCCCACCGUCACUGCUUUCCAGCGUCCUUUCACCCCACGCUUGCGUCGUCUCGCCGAGAGUUCAAGACGUCUACGGCUCUUCCAAUCCCAAAUCAAGUCCCUGGCCCCUCCUCUGGGUAUACCUCCUCUUUCUGCUAUUCCGCCAUUCACAACUGUCGGCCCACGAGCUCAAAAUGCUUUCGACGAGCUCGAGGACAAGCUACGAGAACAUGAACGUCGGCUUGUGGACAUGAACAAGAGCUGGGAAGAGCUGGGAAAGCGCAAGUCAGAACUAGAAGAAAAACGAUGGGUCUUGCGUGAGACUGCUGGCUUUUUCAAUGAGGCCGAGCAUCGACACACCGAGAUACGUACGAGUUUUGAUGAUGGCGAUGGAACCGCUCCCCUGCUCGAGCAUGCUGCAGAGUAUGGCACUUUGCCACCCGAAGGUGGCCUGUCCAGCUUUGAUUUGGAGUUCGUCUCGGGCACAAUCGAGCGGACACGAAUGCCAACUUUUGAGCGCAUCCUAUGGCGCGUCUUGAGAGGCAACCUGUAUAUGAAUUACUCCGAGAUUGAAGAGCCUUUCAUCGAUCCCACUUCCGGUAAGGAGACCCACAAAGACGUUUUUAUCAUCUUUGCCCACGGACCCGAGUUACUCGCCAAGAUUCGUAAAGUGGCAGAGUCUAUGGGUGGAGCACUUUACACCAUUGACUCAUCUCAAGACAAAAGAGCAGAUGCCCUUCGUGACGUCGCUGCUCGACUUGAAGACGUUGAAGCCGUACUUUACAAUAUGGGCCAAACUCGUCGCGUCGAAUUAUCGAAAAUCGCAGAAGGAUUGGAGAGCUGGAAGGACGCUGUCAGGCGUGAGGAAGAGAUCUACAAGACGCUCAAUCUUCUUUCGUACGACCAAGGCCGAAAGACUCUCGUUGCUGAAGGCUGGUGCCCUACCCGAGAUUUGACCAUAGUUCAAUUAGGCCUGAGGAGAGCAAUGGAGACCGCAGGGACCUCAGUCCCAGCCAUUCUUAGUGAACUGCGAACCCACCAGACACCCCCGACGUUUCACAGGACGACCAAGUUUACUGUUGGAUUCCAAACCAUCAUCGAUGCGUACGGUAUCGCAACGUAUCAAGAGGUUAACCCUGGUUUGUUUGCUGUGAUCACAUUCCCAUUCCUCUUCGCCGUGAUGUUCGGCGACAUUGGUCAUGGUUUUAUCAUGUUUUUGGGCGGCUUGGCGAUGGUGCUGUUUGAGAGGCAGAUAGAAGGAAAGAUAGACGAGAACCUAGAGACCUUCUUUUUCGGUCGUUACAUCAUCCUUCUCAUGGGGGCCUUUUCCACCUUCACCGGGUUCAUGUACAAUGACAUAUUCUCUAAAUCUCUCUCCAUCUUCUCUUCUGGCUGGGAGUGGCCCACAAACUCUACUGGUCAAGUCAGCGCCAUUUCCACCGGCCACGUCUACCCUUUCGGACUUGAUCCUGUGUGGAACGGUAGCGACAACUCGCUCAUCUUCACAAACUCGUACAAAAUGAAGAUGUCAAUCAUACUAGGUGUGAUACAUAUGACCUUUGCCAUCUGCCUUCAAGUUCCAAACCACAUUCACUUCCGCAAACCCCUCAACAUUUACGCCGAGUUUAUCCCGCAAAUAUUAUUUAUGCACUCCAUCUUCGGCUACUUGGUCGUAUGUGUCAUCUACAAAUGGUCGGUCGACUGGUCGCAGUCCUCCACACCGCCUCCCGGACUACUCAACAUGCUCAUUUAUAUGUUCCUGUCACCAGGCUCAAUUGAACCUUCCACUCAGCUGUAUGCGGGUCAAGGUUUCGUACAGGCCGUCUUGCUACUCGUGGCUCUCGUGUGCGUCCCAUGGAUGCUGGCCCUGAAGCCGUAUAAACUGUGGAAAGAACACAACGCGAUCAAAGAACAGGGAUAUAGAGGUAUUGGUGGGGUUGAUCACGGCAAUGGGCAUGGUCAUGGCAAUGAUGAUCUGGAGGAAGAAGAGGAGGGCGCAGGUCAGCCAGUUGCUGAACCUAUGGAAGAAGAUCAUCCGUUUGACAUGGGUGACAUCAUUGUCCACCAGGUCAUUCAUACCAUCGAAUUCUGCCUCGGAUGUAUCUCCAAUACCGCUUCCUACCUUCGACUCUGGGCUUUGUCUCUGGCUCACGCACAACUGUCGGAAGUGCUUUACGAGAUGACACUGGAAAGUGCUUUCCUGUACGAAGGCUCUGGUGUGGUGGCGACCAUCUUUGUUUUCUGCAUGUUUGCAAUGUGGUUCUUCAUGACUAUUGCCAUUCUCAUCACCAUGGAGGGACUGUCUGCAUUUCUCCACGCUCUGCGCCUGCAUUGGGUAGAAGCCAAUGGCAAGCACUACAUGGCCGGAGGCUACCCGUUCACCCCCCUCAGCUUCGCUGUCAUUGGCGAAGAAGCAGAUGCAUAACCACAAGUCGGAUAUAUGCAUCACCUCCUCCUC